This is a messenger RNA of Sabethes cyaneus, 6414 nucleotides long. RefSeq names its product sodium/potassium-transporting ATPase subunit alpha. The transcript has 12 exons. The record is from RefSeq and is a predicted model, not a curated record. Lineage: Eukaryota; Metazoa; Arthropoda; Insecta; Diptera; Culicidae. Gene Ontology annotation, molecular function: ATP hydrolysis activity; P-type sodium:potassium-exchanging transporter activity; ATP binding. Bases 948 to 3953 code for a protein of 1001 amino acids. Gene Ontology annotation, biological process: proton transmembrane transport; intracellular potassium ion homeostasis; sodium ion export across plasma membrane. Gene Ontology annotation, cellular component: membrane.
CAGGUUUUCUUCUUGCGGUUUCGAGUUCGUCUGUCCGUCCAGCCACGAACCUGUCUGAUGGUGCGCUGUUCCGUCGUACUGUGAAAACUUCUGUACCAAGAAUUCUUGCCAUUGCCGUUCGCGUCAGGUGGAGGUUAAAGUUAAAGUUGUUGCUAGUGGAUUUCAGGUGUGAAAUUGACAGUGUACUUUAUUCCCAUGCAGGGUUGGUGUGUUAUUUAAUCAAAAACUAUCAGUCAACGAGUUUUUAUUCUUUGGUUAAGUUUGAGAACAGUAGGGUGUGAACAAGAAGAAGCAAAAAAAGACGAAAAAACAGCAAACUCAGGGCCUCCGACAGGUCGCGGUCGUUGUAGCUCAGUUUCGGCUCAGUGCUGUGCUGUGUGUGGUGAGAAUAUACCUUAGCGAGCAAAGGCAAGUAUUAGUUCGAGACUUUGAGUGUGUUUUGUGUGUAAUAUGGCGAGAUCGAUCGAUGAGGAGUCCGUACUACCGUUGCUUGCCUGAGAGGAUUGCCAGCUCACGUCAAACCUGCAGCUAGCAAGUUUCAGCAGUAGCUAGCCGGAAGGCCGAGAGCAUCCGGAAGCAGAAGAGAGAAAAAAACACGGAAAAGAAAUAACCAACAAGUGAUUCUUACCAGUCGUGUCGUUAUAGGCAGCCGUGCUGGGUUGUACCACCGCGCUUUUCCCAUUUUUCAUAAUCGUUGCCUUGCCGGCUAUCUCUCCGGAGUGUCGAUCGUGUUCAAAUCGUGCCUCAAUCGACGAGCGUGACCGUGCGCCACCGCCAACGGAAGGGCAGGCUCACACUAAUCUAGCUAAACCCGACAAACGAACUGAUUAUCGAGUCUCGGAGAAGUAGAGAAGACGGGUAGAACAGACUCGUACCGAGUCGCCACCGUGGCACCGCUGAAGGAUGACAACCUCACCGCUGACGGUCAGCUUAAGACAAGACGCAAAAUGCCACCAAAGAAGAAAGGAGAUAAUUUGGAUGACCUGAAGCAGGAGUUGGAUAUUGAUUUUCAUAAAAUCACACCAGAAGAACUGUACCAGCGGCUACAGACGCACCCAGAAAAUGGUCUCAGCCAUGCGAAAGCAAAGGAAAAUCUAGAGCGAGAUGGACCAAACGCACUUACCCCACCUAGACAGACACCCGAAUGGGUCAAGUUCUGCAAGAAUCUCUUCGGUGGCUUCGCUAUGCUACUGUGGAUCGGCGCUGUCCUCUGCUUCGUCGCCUACUCGAUUCAGGCCAGUACCGUCGAGGAGCCGGCUGACGAUAACCUGUACCUUGGCAUUGUGCUGUCCGCUGUCGUGAUAGUUACCGGUAUCUUCUCAUAUUAUCAGGAAUCGAAAAGUUCAAAGAUUAUGGAGUCUUUCAAGAACAUGGUGCCCCAAUUUGCCACCGUACUGCGUGAAGGCGAGAAGCUGACGCUGCGCGCCGAGGAUCUCGUAAUCGGUGACGUCGUUGAGGUCAAGUUUGGCGACAGGAUACCCGCUGAUAUUCGCAUCAUCGAAGCCCGCAGUUUCAAGGUUGACAAUUCGUCCCUUACCGGCGAGUCCGAACCCCAGUCGCGCGGUCCCGAAUUCACCCACGAUAAUCCACUGGAAACCAAGAAUCUGGCCUUCUUCUCGACCAAUGCCGUCGAAGGUACCGCCAAGGGUGUCGUCAUCAGCUGCGGCGAUCACACCGUGAUGGGACGUAUUGCCGGUCUCGCUUCCGGUCUGGACACCGGCGAGACUCCGAUCGCCAAGGAAAUUCACCAUUUCAUUCACAUCAUUACCGGCGUGGCUGUGUUCCUCGGUGUCACCUUCUUCGUGAUUGCUUUCAUCCUCGGCUACCACUGGCUGGAUGCUGUCAUCUUCCUGAUCGGUAUCAUCGUCGCCAACGUACCGGAAGGUUUGCUCGCCACCGUCACCGUAUGUUUGACCCUGACUGCCAAGCGUAUGGCAUCGAAGAAUUGUCUGGUCAAGAAUUUGGAAGCCGUAGAAACCCUCGGUUCGACCUCGACCAUUUGCUCCGAUAAGACCGGUACACUUACCCAGAACCGUAUGACAGUCGCUCACAUGUGGUUCGAUAAUCAAAUCAUCGAAGCCGAUACCACUGAGGAUCAGAGUGGCGUUCAGUAUGAUCGUACUAGCCCCGGAUUCAAGGCCCUGUCCCGAAUUGCUUCGCUGUGCAACCGCGCCGAAUUCAAGGGAGGUCAAGAUGGUGUUCCAAUUCUGAAGAAGGAAGUUAGCGGUGACGCUUCGGAAGCUGCUUUGCUGAAAUGUAUGGAGUUGGCACUCGGAGACAUUCUGAGCAUCCGUAAGCGCAACAAGAAGGUCUGUGAAAUUCCGUUCAAUUCAACCAACAAGUACCAAGUAUCGAUCCACGAAACUGAGGACCCUAGCGAUCCGCGCUAUCUGCUGGUCAUGAAGGGUGCCCCCGAACGUAUCCUGGAACGCUGCUCGACUAUCUUCAUCAACGGCAAGGAGAAGCUGAUGGACGAAGAGAUGAAGGAAGCCUUCAACAAUGCCUACCUGGAGCUGGGAGGUCUCGGAGAACGUGUGCUCGGAUUCUGCGAUUUCAUGCUGCCAUCGGAUAAAUUUCCCCACGGUUUCAAAUUCAAUGCGGACGAUGUGAACUUCCCCGUCGAGAACCUGCGCUUCGUCGGCCUCAUGUCCAUGAUUGACCCUCCACGUGCCGCAGUACCAGAUGCCGUCGCUAAGUGCCGCUCUGCCGGUAUCAAGGUUAUCAUGGUCACUGGUGAUCACCCAAUUACUGCCAAGGCUAUUGCCAAAUCGGUGGGUAUUAUUUCGGAGGGUAACGAAACCGUUGAAGACAUUGCUCAGCGUCUCAACAUUCCGGUUUCGGAGGUUAAUCCACGUGAGGCUAAGGCCGCCGUUGUGCAUGGUUCAGAACUGCGUGAUCUGUCCGGGGAACAGCUUGAUGAGAUUCUACGCUACCAUACGGAAAUUGUGUUCGCUCGUACCUCACCGCAGCAGAAGCUGAUCAUCGUUGAAGGUUGCCAGCGACUGGGUGCCAUUGUUGCCGUAACUGGUGACGGUGUGAACGAUUCACCUGCUCUCAAGAAGGCCGAUAUCGGUGUUGCCAUGGGUAUCGCCGGUUCCGACGUGUCCAAACAGGCCGCCGACAUGAUCUUGCUGGACGACAACUUCGCUUCCAUCGUUACCGGCGUGGAGGAGGGCCGUCUGAUUUUCGACAACCUGAAGAAGUCGAUCGCGUACACGCUGACAUCCAACAUUCCGGAGAUCUCGCCCUUCCUGGCGUUCAUCCUGUGCGACAUUCCGCUCCCGCUCGGUACCGUCACCAUUCUGUGCAUCGAUCUGGGAACUGACAUGGUCCCUGCCAUUUCGCUAGCCUAUGAGGAAGCCGAGUCCGAUAUCAUGAAACGUCAGCCCCGAAAUCCGUUCACUGAUAAAUUGGUCAAUGAAAGACUUAUUUCGAUGGCCUACGGUCAAAUCGGUAUGAUUCAAGCCGCUGCCGGUUUCUUCGUGUACUUCGUCAUUAUGGCCGAGAAUGGAUUCUUGCCACUGAAACUGUUCGGCAUCCGCAAGCACUGGGAUUCGAAGGCCGUCAACGAUCUGACCGAUUCGUACGGACAGGAAUGGACCUACCGUGACCGCAAGACGCUCGAGUUCACCUGUCACACUGCGUUCUUCGUGUCCAUUGUCAUUGUCCAGUGGGCUGAUUUGAUCAUUUGUAAGACCCGCCGUAACUCGAUCCUUCACCAGGGCAUGAGAAAUUGGGCGCUCAACUUCGGUAUCGUGUUCGAGACGAUUCUAGCCGCCAUCCUGUCGUACACGCCCGGCAUGGACAAGGGCCUGCGCAUGUUCCCACUCAAAUUCGUCUGGUGGCUGCCAGCCUUGCCGUUCAGCUUGUCCAUCUUUGUGUACGAUGAAAUCCGUCGUUUCUAUUUGAGACGCAAUCCGGGUGGCUGGUUAGAACAAGAGACGUACUACUAGGUCAACAAAUUUAUAUUUAAAAAGAUUAAUUAAAGAAGAAAAACUGAGAAAAGAAGGUAAAAACAACAGUGAAAAUAACAAAAAAUGAGCAUAAAAAAGUAAUUAUAUUUUUUUAAUUAUUAAAUUUAUAUAAAGUUAUAAAUUAUGAUUUCCAACAACACACACACACACGAAAAAAAAGCAAAAAGAUAAACAUAGUAAAGAAAAUCGUGAAGAUUAUAAGAAGCAGUAUCUCCCGUCCUCAUCAAGUCAAAGUCCCCUCGCACCUCCGCAUCACUGUCACAUAUGCACAAAACAAACACACACAGCGACUUCGCCACCCCCACGCCCCGUCCCGCAGCCACCUGACCCCACCCCCCGCGUGUAUCAACGUAUGCAAAAGCAAAACAAUAGAAGUCUUGACACUAACACACGUUCUCUUGUACGACAAAACAGAUGCCAUAUAUUAAGCGUGCCUAACGAAACGCUAGCGAUGUGUUCGUAGUCACUGUCGCAAACAAAAAACACACACACACACAGUUACACAAGUACAGCAGUCAAACACACACAGACACCCACAGCAAUUACGCAUUUUUUUCGGAGCCGCUCUAGCCGUUACAUAAAUUGCGUGUGUGGUAGUUUUUAACUGGCAUAAAAGACAUGCGAAAGAAGAAGAAAAAAUCGGAGAGUAGAAACUAAAACAAUGCCAAUAAGUAGAUAUGUGUGCAUUAUCUUCAUUACUAUUUUCGGCACCUGCGUUCGCGCUUUCCAUGAACGCGCACACACUCACCCGAAGCAAACCCCGAGAUAUCAUCACCGCGCGACAAUGACACACUCACACACACACACACAGAGACGGACAGUCGAAAAAAAGGAAAAAAAACCUGUACACACACGCUCAGUAAUGCACGUCUUCCCAUAUCUGUCCUAUCUACUUCUCAAUUCUCUUGCUGUCUUGCUGUGCUUUCCUCUUCAUCAAAGCAUCAUCGUUUGCCACGAAUUUUCCCAAACAACCUUUCCCCCCCCCAACCCUGAUCCAGCGCAUGUUACAUGUCCUCGUAUCACUGUCCGCUAUAUUUCAUCAUUCUCUUAUUAUUAAUAAAUUAAAAUUAAAAGAAAUGAAAUCAACUCGUUGUUAGUUACAAAGCUAAUUUAAAAAAUUUAAACAUAAUGAUGAAACUCUAGUAGUAGUGAGAAGAAUCAACAAAGAACUAAAAUUUAGUAGAAGAAACUAAGAAAAAAAACAAGGAUAAGCGCAAGGAAAAAUUGUUAACGAAAGAAGUGAAUAUAUUAGAAGAGAAUAAAAGUUGUUUUAAUGAUUGUUUUAAGUCCUCACUCGUACUGUGUCCCAUCCUAGAAUAAAGCAAAACCCCAACCCCCAAGUGUUCUGUUGCAUUUCACCUAUCGAUUCUAUCGUUUCGGUAAUCCCUAAAGUUCCCUCUUCCGUCCUUGUUUUGUGUUCCGUUGCAACCCCGCCCACACGAACGAAUGUUGUAUAUUAUUUCUGUCUUUGGUUCAUUCCUUCCUUCCUUCCUGUGCUCGUUAGAGAGCACGAUGUUUGCAGCCGAUCAGGCUUCGGCUGAGCCACCCAUGUUGUCAUGUUGGCAGUCUGCUGCAGUUCGGCCUGGCCUGAUCGGCCUGAUACUCCCGACCGACGCGACGGCCCGCGACCCCCUUCACUCACUGCGAACGGUGACGCGAUAACGCGGAGCGCGGCGUUGGUCGAUUUUUAAGAAGUAAAAAAACAUUAAUGAACAAGCUCUUAUUUAUUAGUGCAGUAUGAAACACAAGCGAAAAUUGUUGAUUUUUAGCAGAUAUAAAGCAACAAUUUCAAACAAAACGAAAAUUGAAAAAGUAUAAAAACAACACAAGGAGCUGAAAAAUCCAAGCGUCUAAUAAAAAAUAGGAAGCAGAAAAAGUAAGCAACGCGUCACAUAAAACUGCCCGAUUGUUGUAAACUAAUUAAAAACAAGAAAAACAGCAUAAGAAAAAGUAUUUCAGCAAGAGGAAAACAAACCCAUUUAAAUGUAAAGUGAAAUACCAACCGCAGAUAAAACAAGUUAGCUAAAUUUAAAAAAGCAGGCUAUUUGAAAUUAAUACCAAUAAAGGAAACAAAAAAAAAAACAAAAGAGAAAAAUCGUUAUAACAGCUGUAGAACAGAACAAACCACACAGAAUAAAAUUAAGAAUAAAGGAAACAAUAUUUCUCUUCAUCAAACCACUUUCUCACGCGCAGCAGCAGACAAAGAAAAAAAAACAAACAAAACAAAACCAACCAACCAAUGGAAGAAGGUUUAAAUAAAUUGACUUCAGCAGAAAAAAAAAGAAACGAACAACAAAACAACUAAUAAACAGAAGAAAACACACAAUACACACGCCGACUGUUUCGAUAGCAAGAACCACCAAACCAACCGAGGAUGAAAUCAGCAGAAAAACACACCGAAACAAAAAAAAAUUGUCAGAAUAAAAUCAGAACAAUAGUA